Molecule: messenger RNA, 3049 nt
Organism: Triplophysa rosa
Lineage: Eukaryota; Metazoa; Chordata; Actinopteri; Cypriniformes; Nemacheilidae
Gene: msantd2
Product: myb/SANT-like DNA-binding domain-containing protein 2
Exons: 4
Coding region: 14-1615 (533 amino acids)
Source: RefSeq, a predicted model, not a curated record
CAACAGAGGCAAGAUGGCGGCCCCCAGUAACGCCGAGCGUUCUCCUGAUCUAUCGGUGCAGCUCAAGAUCCCCAAAACCGAGGUUCCCUCUCCGGAGUCCGAGGAUCUGAGUGACAGCAACCAAUACCAUUCCAACCCUUCCACCCCUAACAGAUUCUCACCUCUGAACGUCGGGGUGUCGCUGUCCGGGGGCGCAGGCCGGAGUGGAUCGGCCUCUGCAUCCAACAGCUUCACCGCCUGCCGUGGCAUGUCAUGGACACCGUCGGAAACAAACGCGCUGAUCGCCGUGUGGGGUAACGAGAGGCUAGCGGAGGCGCGGAUGCAGCAGCUGGAGGUGGCCGGGACGGUGUUUUCUGGCAAGGCGCCGGGACCUGCGAUGUACGAGCGGGUGUCCAGAUCGCUGUCAGAGCUGGGUUACGAGAGGACCCCGUCCCAGUGUCGAGAGAGGAUGAAGACACUGAGACGGUGCUACAGCCGGGUAAAGGAGCACGGCAUUGGGAAGAGGAAGAGCAGUUACUCCAUCGAGCAGCUGGAGAAGGUGUUCGGGCAGGGUGGCUGGGACUCCCAGAGCUGUCAGCCUGUGUUGAUCAACAGCAGCGGUCUGUAUCAGGAGAUGGAGUCGGACGGCAGCACUAUGGAGGACUAUUCUCAUGAAGACUGGUGUAAUCAGGACCUUGCUGCAGCCUUUAAUGAAGGAGACAUUGAGACAGAAGAGACCCAGCUUCCAAAGAACAGAGUUCUUCAGAUAAGACUGGAGUCAUCUGAGCAUGCUCAACAACGGGAAGAGAUGCAGAACGUGAUGCGAAUCUUGGAAUCAGUAGAGGUCAAAUGGGAACACUUCCAGACAUGGACUGAUUUCUCCCGUCUCCACCUGUCUAAUAAACUAGCCAUCUUCGGAGUGGGCUACAACACAAGGUGGCGAGAAGAAAUCCGCUACCACUAUGCAGAGAUCAGCUCCCAAGUACCUCUAGGAAAACGUCUUCGAGAAUACUUCAACCCCGAGAAGGCAGAGGGCAGGGUUAUCAUGACCAAGGUGCAGAAGAUGAACUGGAAAAACGUGUAUUAUAAAUUUCUGGACAUAACUAUUAGUGAAGCUCGCUGUUUGGAACUACAUAUGGAUGUCGAUUGGAUACCCAUUGCACACACGAGGGAUGCUGGUUCCAGUAACGGUCCCCAGUACCUUUUGCCAGGGGGCAUCCCAAAGACAUACGGUUUAUAUGCGAUAGGCUAUGAGGAGACGGGUGUGUCCAGUUCAACUUACACAGCAGACAAAUCACUAGAGGAGGUAGUGGACAGUUGUGACGAUGAGAAAAAAGACGAGAGAAUGUCAGCCAAAGUCACAUACUGUUACCUCGGCAUUGCGGAGGAGAGGACGCUACAGCAAUGUCUGUUUCAGCACUUUCAGAAUUCAGGCAAACACUACAGUCGUGCAGAGCCCUCAGCCAUAACCAGAUUCCUGCAGGAAAACUUCACCAGCCAGACCAGAGAAGGUGCUCAGUCUGGAUUACCAAUUUACAUUAAGUUUAUUGAGGUGGAGCUGGACUUCCUCUCUGCCGGAUCUUUAGUUGAAUGUUUAGAAACAGCGAUUGGCUAUUCCUUAAAGUUCAACAAGUAAAUGUAGCAACUGUAAUGGUUACAUUGGCCAAUAAGCUCUUUUUAAGCCAGGAUAUUUAUUCCUUUUAAGCUGAGAAAGUAUUUAUGUGAUAUGUUGGGCACAGCCUGUUCCACAAGGGACGAUACUUUCUUUUGCAGGGGAAAUUGUCUUUAUCAGGGAGCGAAAGCUUUCGGCGGCUGAUGCGGGCAAUAGCAGAAGCAUCCAGAAAGUUAGGUCUGUUUAUUUCAAAACUGCCUUGAUUUUAUUCUCUCCAGCCAAUGCAACAGAUCCAAAGCAGGAACUGUGUGUAAGAAAGUGAAUCCUCAACUAGAAAUCAAAUUAAUCUAAGUAUAAAGUCUAUCUAUAUAGAAGUAUAUAUAUUUAAGAGUAUAUAUUGAUAUCGUCAAGCAUUCCAGCAUUUCCAGUUAUAACAUUCAAAGAAUGUUUUCAUAAGCGUUUAUUAAUGUUUUUAUUUGUGAGCUCACACAGUGUCUUUAUGUAUGAUUGUUUCCAGGUCACAGUCUUGUUUACAUUGGAAGGACGAAAAAUAAAUGAAUGAAAUGAAGCAUGGGUCAUUUAAUUCCCAUUUAAAAAAUGACACUUGAUUUUUUUUCCCCCCUUUUUAGACAGCUUAAGAACAUAUGUUAUUUCUUGUUUCGUUUAUUUAACCCCUUUAUACCCGUAGUGUCCAUUAUAAUGGACGCAGGGUCUGAACGGAUUAAAUGGGAAAUGCUCAUGAAAUUGUUAAACAUGAAACCUUAAAGCUGGGAUCUGUACAUUUUCCCUCUAUAUCACCAUCUCUGUUAAAAACAAAAACGGCAAUGACUACAGGUUAUACUGUUGCAAGCCAGGGUAAGGGGUAUGUUUUUAACAAGAAUGUUUAUGUGCUGUACUUGCUUAAUAAGAUUAAUAACAUGAAAGUUGCAAAAACAACUCAUGAUCAUUUCAUCAUGUAAAGUGUUGUUUGACCAGCAGAUGGCAGUAUAGAUCUUGUGAGAAGCUGAAGGAUGUGCUUAAAGCAGUGUAUUGCAUUGUCUUUAACCAUAGAAGUAAAAGUUGUUAUUAAAUGUACCAGUCAAACAUUAGCAUGGCAGGUGCAUUUUUACAAACAAAUUUGAUGUGUAAGUCAUCAAUUUGAGCUUGAUGCAAUACAUUAUGCCACCUGGUCAAAUCAAAAUGUUAAACUACUUUGAGCAUUGCAUUGUGGUGUUUUAUUUAGCAGUGUGUGCUUUCUGUGUGCAACACUGAUCGUGUAGUAAACUUUGUAUUGGAAAGCGAGUCAGCGAGAACAGUGCUGGUAUUGGUCAAGUAUGUGCUGAGAGAAUCAAUAAUUCAAAUGCAAAGCCUAAUUUCCCUGCUUAGCUUGUCACAUGAGAUGAGUCUCUCUCUUCAGCUGGAAAUACCUACCCUAGGCAGUGUCUAACACUUCUCUAUGGAUGUUGUUCCACUUUACAU